Molecule: messenger RNA, 1143 nt
Organism: Prinia subflava (tawny-flanked prinia)
Lineage: Eukaryota; Metazoa; Chordata; Aves; Passeriformes; Cisticolidae
Product: fibrinogen-like protein 1-like protein
Exons: 3
Coding region: 1-690 (229 amino acids)
Source: RefSeq, a predicted model, not a curated record
AUGGAAAAGGAACAGAGGGUUGAGGCCAACCCCCUCUCACCUCCAGACCUCUGUGGGCUGGCUUGGCCCAGGGACUGUAGCGAGGUUCCAGCUGGCAGCCCCAGUGGUGUGUACAUCAUCCAGCCCGUGGGGCUGCACCCCAUCACGGUGCCCUGCGAGAUGAGCGGGGCGGGCGGGGGCUGGACCGUCCUCCAGAGGAACCGGCACGACACUGACAUCUCCUGGGCCGAGUCCUGGAGCACCUACAAGCACGGCUUUGGCAACGUGCACACCGAGUUCUGGCUGGGCACCGAGUACAUCCACCAGAUCGCCAGGCAGAAGCUCUACCAGGUCAGGUUUGUCAUCUGGGACGCUGCAAACAACAUGAGGUUCGCAGACUACAACCUGUUCAGCCUGGACGACGAGUCCCAGGGCUACCGGCUGCGGCUGGGGGCACACUCGGGGACAGCAGAGGAUGCCAUGGAUUCAGACAACCCCAGGAAAGUGCACAACAACAUGAAGUUCUCCACGAAGGAUCGGGAUCAGGACACCUACAGAGGGAACUGUGCCUCGCGCUCGGGGGGCGGGUGGUGGUACUCGGCGUGUUACUCCGUGCAGCUCAACGUCAGGGGGGCCCUGACGUGGGGCAGCCUGUGCAAGGGGAACUGCAGAGCCUCGGCCAUCCUCAUCAAACCAGCUCCACAUCACUAGAGCUCCUUCCCCCUGCUGUCCACACGUGGCAUAUGGCCAGGCCAGUGCCCCGCUGGGCUCUGUUUGAUGAUGAGGCCUUGGGGGUGAAUAGGCUUGUUCCUCUGUAUCAAGAACUGCUUUGUUUUCCUCCUGUCCUGAAAAGUAGCAAAGCUCCUGGCUCUGUCUCUGGUCAUUCACCUGUGGUAGGUUUGGGAGGGGAAUAUUAUUAGAAUGCAUCUUUAUAAAUGCUGCAGUAUCCAAGCAUGUUCCUUCUGGAGAGAACUCUGUGCUCAGAAACCUAAACCCCUCCUGAUCAGCAUGGUCUUAUGUUCUUUUUGCUUUGUGGGUACAGAUGCUUCCAGCAGAAAAAUAUCCAUCAUCACCAGCUAACCUAACCUAAGCUAUACUGAGCCCAGGGCAUGUCCACAACACAUCCCUGCUGCAGCCUGUGUUCAUCCUGCAGAAUAAAAUCAC